AUGGUUGGGAUUCUAACAAGCGUCAUCCAGGUGGCAGUGCUGUUGGGAGCUGUGUCACAUGUGACUGUAGCGGGUGCUAAUGACAUUGAAACCAUCUAUGACCGCCGAGUAGCGGCCAUUAACGGUAGCGUCAGUGCAAGCAAGACCAAGAUUGAUGGCCUCCUCGACACGCUUCAGCCGAAUGGCACAUGGCCGACGAUCAGCUAUGUAUCAGGAUGCGAUUCUCAGCGCUCAAGCUGGCCACCAAUAGACCACUGGAACAAUGUCCUUGCGAUGGCAGUCGCCUACAAGGGAAAAACCGAGGGUUAUCUCGAAGACCAGAGCUUACUUGCUGCCAUCCGACUUGCAAUGGGAUUUUGGUUUUCGAACGAGAUGAGUACGAUCGGAGAUGGAACUUGCAUGGAUCGCGAGUAUCUCGAACCCAACAACUGCCCUUGUGGUACACCAGGUCUAUGGGGUGCAAAUUGGGCCAGCAAUGUUAUGCAUGUUCCCAAGCGUGUCGGUCAAACCUGCAACACUCUCCGUUCCGAACUCUCUGAAUCCGAGCUGGGGAACUGUACCCUAAUAACCUCUCGCGCAUUCUCGACUUUUUAUCGGGAUCCAUAUCCAACCUACCUGACAGGAGCGAACGUACUAGACAUUUCCGUCAUUGGUGUGGAUGCCGGGUUAUUGGAGAAUAAUAAAACUGGGAAUGCAUCCAGGAUCGCCGAUGCUUAUCGCGUCGCCCAAAACGAGGUUUCUAUACAUCCUGGGGUUCGAGUAGACGGAAUCAAGCCAGACGGGUCGUUCCAACACCACAGUGGGGUUCUUUUUAACGGAAAUUACGGAAAAGAUUUCGCCAACUCGUUCCUUGCCCUCGAACUCAUGGCACGCGGAACUCAAUUCCAGGCCAAUGGUACCGUGCAAGACGUAUUCGGCUACCACCUAGAUGGCUCGAGGUGGAUGACGUUUACAAAUACACUCACUAGAGUGGUUCAUUGGGACUUUAGUGUCAUUGGCCGAUACAUCUCAUACCCCGUUGCAGAUUCCACUCGUGCGUCUGCCGCCUUGCAAAUGAACCUGGACGAUGUAGCUCGGCUUGGAAGGGCUUGGGGCCAACAAGACCUCAUCGGGUUUGGAACUUCCCUCAAAGAAGCUGCCAAUGAUACCAGUGUCAAUUCCGCAAAAUUCACUGGAAAUAGGGUAUUUUGGAGCUCUGACUAUGUUGUUCACCGGACCAAUGAAUCGGUAACGACCCUGAAGAUGCUUUCCAACCGCACCACUACUUCCAGAUGCACCAACUCUGAGGGACCAUACAGCUUUCACCUUUCGGACGGCGUUGUUUACACUUUUACCACCGGGGCCGAGUACGAAGACAUAUUUGCCGCACUGGAUUACAAUGCCAUCCCUGGGAUCACCACCGACUACAACGGGACCGUUCUCGAAUGCGCGACUGUUGGUCAAAACGGUAUCGAUCCCUAUGCGGGUGGCGUUCAGGCGAGGGAUGUCGGAAUGGCAGCAAUGCGCUACAUCAACCCACUCACUAAUGCAUUCAAAUUCCACAAGGCGUGGUUCUUCUUUCCUCACAACGUUCAACACGUGCUCGUGUCGAGUGUGGAACAGACCAACACCAAUUCUACGUCACCUGUAUAUUCUGUGCUUGACCAACGUCUCCGCUCUGGCGAGGUAUACAUCGACGGCUAUCCCGUGUCGGAGAGCGUAAAUGAAACCGAGGCCGAAUUCCUCUGGCAUGCCGGAACUGGUUACAGAUUUCCCGUUUCUCAGGGGUGUUCGGCGGUGAUUUCAGUUGGUCUUGAGACCAGAACUGGUGAUUGGCGUAAACUUGGCGUGAGCCCAACAGUCGCAACUCCCAAGGAUAUAUUCACCGCCUGGAUCCCGCAUGAAAAACACACAUUCGAUCUCUCACCCAACGCUACGGAUUCUGGUCCUGGCAAGUAUGUUCCUGCAGAGUACUCGGUCUUCCUUGCUACAGAAAGCUAUGAGGAUUUCGAAGACAAGGCCUUGCGACUUCGUCCACGAACGAUUGCCAACACCGAAACUGUUAGCGCUGCUAUCGAUUCCAGUGCCAAGGUCCUUGGAGCGGCAUUCUGGAAGGCUGAUGGUGGAUCGUUCACGGUUAGGGACAUGGGCAUCAGGGUCGAAGUUGAUCGCAACGUGAUAGUCAUGCUCGAGUUUGAUGAUGAGAGUCAUACUAGUGGUAGAGCGAGCGUGGCUGAUCCCACUCACGGUACCGGCAAAGUGAACAUCAAGGUUACUUCGAUUACCUACAAAAGACGCCACCACCCGAGGGUGAUAGGACACCAUGGCGAGCGCAUGCCUCUGAUGAGGCGAACGGAGACCUGUACUCCCUCCAGCGAUGGGUUUGUACUGACCCUAGACCUGCCCGAAGGAAAUUUAGCUGGGUCUACCGUGACCAAAAAUUUCUCCCGCUUUGCUUGA
Messenger RNA from Rhizoctonia solani, 2439 nucleotides. Its product is annotated as polysaccharide lyase family 8 protein. Gene Ontology annotation, cellular component: extracellular region. NCBI's taxonomy places the organism in Eukaryota, Fungi, Basidiomycota, Agaricomycetes, Cantharellales, Ceratobasidiaceae. Gene Ontology annotation, molecular function: carbohydrate binding; lyase activity. The record is from RefSeq and is a predicted model, not a curated record. The coding region runs from base 1 to 2439 and encodes 812 amino acids. The transcript has 8 exons. Gene Ontology annotation, biological process: carbohydrate metabolic process.